Messenger RNA from Coturnix japonica (Japanese quail), 2980 nucleotides. It is a transcript of the gene PICK1, whose product is annotated as protein interacting with PRKCA 1. NCBI's taxonomy places the organism in Eukaryota, Metazoa, Chordata, Aves, Galliformes, Phasianidae. Gene Ontology annotation, molecular function: protein kinase C binding; protein domain specific binding; phospholipid binding. The record is from RefSeq and is a predicted model, not a curated record. Gene Ontology annotation, biological process: intracellular protein transport; dendritic spine maintenance; positive regulation of receptor internalization. Gene Ontology annotation, cellular component: postsynaptic density; synaptic vesicle; postsynaptic early endosome.
GCGGCAGCGUGUGACCGAGCCGCGGGGCAGCGAGCGGGGCCGGGGCCUGGGAGCACAGAGCGGGGCCUGCUGCGGGACAUAAGGGAUCGGGGGCACGGCAGUUGCUUAGGAAACAGAACAAGGCUGCUGUGGAGUUUACAAGAAGGUGCUUUCAGACGGUCAGGUUCCAGUUAGCGAAAAGGAUGUUUGCUGAUUUGGAUUAUGAUGUUGAGGAGGAUAAGCUAGGGAUCCCCACUGUACCUGGGACAGUGACCCUGAAGAAGGACUCCCAGAACCUGAUUGGGAUCAGCAUUGGGGGAGGAGCACAGUACUGCCCCUGUCUCUAUAUUGUUCAGGUAUUCGAUAACACCCCAGCAGCCUUAGAUGGGACUGUGGCAGCGGGUGAUGAAAUCACAGGGGUCAAUGGCAAGUCUGUCAAAGGGAAGACCAAGGUGGAAGUGGCCAAGAUGAUACAGAUGGUAAAGGGAGAAGUAACAAUUCACUACAACAAACUUCAGGCUGACCCAAAGCAGGGCAAGUCUUUGGACAUCGUAUUGAAGAAAGUAAAGCAUCGACUGGUGGAGAACAUGAGCUCAGGGACAGCAGAUGCACUGGGGUUAAGCCGAGCCAUACUUUGCAAUGAUGGACUGGUGAAGAGAUUGGAGGAGCUGGAGAGGACUGCAGAACUGUACAAAGGCUUGACAGAACACACCAAGAGUCUUCUCAGAGCUUUCUUUGAGCUAUCCCAAACGCACAGAGCAUUUGGAGAUGUUUUCUCUGUCAUUGGUGUACGGGAGCCUCAACCAGCUGCCAGUGAAGCUUUUGUGAAAUUUGCUGAUGCCCAUCGCAACAUUGAGAAGUUUGGAAUUCACCUUCUGAAAACAAUUAAGCCGAUGCUGACUGACUUGAACACGUAUCUGAAUAAAGCCAUUCCUGACACAAGGCUGACUAUCAAAAAAUACCUGGAUGUCAAGUUUGAAUAUUUGUCUUACUGCCUGAAAGUCAAGGAGAUGGAUGAUGAAGAAUACAGCUGCAUUGCACUGGGUGAGCCCCUCUACCGAGUCAGCACUGGGAACUACGAGUACCGCCUUAUCCUGCGUUGCCGCCAGGAGGCUCGCACACGUUUUGCCAAGAUGAGGAAAGAUGUGCUAGAGAAAAUAGAGCUCCUAGACCAGAAACAUGUGCAGGACAUCGUGUUCCAGCUCCAGCGUUUUGUCUCCACGAUGUCCAAGUACUAUGACGACUGCUAUGCUGUGCUCCGAGACGCAGAUGUCUUUCCCAUUGAGGUGGAUCUUGCCCGCACUACUCUGAACUAUGGGCAGAAGGACACGUACACAGAUGGGGCAGAAGAAGAAGAAGGAGGAGGGAGUGAGAGAGAGAAUAGUGGGAAGGAGGAUACAAAUGGUGAAAAGCUCAUUGAUGAUGCCUGAAUGCGCCAGUAUGGCACGGAGGAAAUGACUUUGCAAACUGUUAUAAAAACAUGUGUUUUACAUGGCGAUUCAUCCUUCGUGAUUGUCUGUGUUGUCCAGCCUGGGAUUCCUCCUCUGCUCUGGGUAGCAGUAGCUGGUUGGAUUGGGGCCAACCUCUGCAUUCUUCUCUUCGUUUGCUUGCUUGCCUGGAUAUUCCAUUUUCCCCGCAGAGUUCCAUUGCCCAACUUGGAUACUGAGUAGAGAGGAAGAGAAUCUCCUCCCACAUCGCCAUAUUACUCCAUGCGCACAGCCGAGUGUGCAGGAUGUGCCACUCCCCUCUAGCAUGUGGAUGGCUGCUGAACAUCUGGAGAUAGCUACAAAGAGUUAGCACCAGCAUUGUUUUCUUCACCUCACUGCUCGCUGUCUUCAUGCUUCAAGCUUUGGCUUAUUUCGAUCUUCCUCUCUUUCUUCCUGGAGCACAUCCCAUGAGCUCUGGGAUGGGGUGUUCUGAGGAUGAUCACUCCCAACUCUCUGCAACGCCGUUUUUAAGCAAUAAGUCAGAGCUGAUGUCUAGAACUAGCAGAGGUACGUGCAAUGCGUUCAUCCCCAACCCAGGUGGUCCAGGGGAAGCUGGAGGUUGAUGGUAGUGGCUGCCUGGUGUGGUUGGCUGCUGCAGGGAUCUACAAGACUAUUUCCUUGGCUGCUAUCCUCUUCAUAUUCUUUGAGCUCCUGCACAGUUAGCACUAUCUGUACACUCCAUAGCUCUACCCUAGGGCUGGUGUCCUCCAGUCUGUAGCUCUGCCACAUGUGGAAAAGAAGACCUUAGAUCAGAAAGUUCUCCCAGUCAGCAGAAAGAUGCUGAGGUUAACAUGUUUGUCUGAGUCAGGUUCCUGUAAGUAAGAGCAAAGCUGCAUGCAUUUCCUUUCUCUUUUUCUGUCAUAAUGCUCUUGGCAAUGGAUAGUAACCAAAUGGGCUUCUUGAGGAUGUGCAGUAAGACCUGUAAACUCCUUUCCUUGUACAGGUGCCACGAGGAACCCACUUAGGAUUGCAAAGGUGAUGUUCUGUCCUUACACUAGUGAGGAGGGGCAGGAAGCUCUGCAGUGAGGGGAAGAUAAGGCCUGUGGCAGAGACAUGGUGAUUCUGAGUGUGAAGUAUGAAUAGCACACAAAAUACUGCUCUCUUCUCUACCCACCCCAUCAGUUCUGCCAGAAGCUAAUGGCGUGCAUUCCCCAGUGCAAGGAAAGGAGGAAAAGGUAAAGCUUUUCUCCUCCCUCCAUCCCUGUUGGCAGAUCCCAGAUUCAGUUGGCACUUCUUGCUAGCAGUGGUGUGCAGCUCAGAGGCCAGGGUUCUGACUUCUCUGUCGUUACGUUCUAAUGGUAGUGAGAGAAGUUAUCGAAAGGCAUUAAUUUAAGACUGAGAUGUUUCAUUUGAUUUUUCUCUUUUAUUUUGUUUUAUUUCAUUUUAUUUUAUUUUAUUGGAGACUUAUUAUUCCCGUGGGUGCGUGGAACGAAGUCAUCCAUGGGCAAGCUGCUCUGGAAGAUGGAAAUGGACUCUUAAGUGUACUGUUGUGUGUAAUAAAGAAAAGUGUGAUA